GUUGAUAGUUGGUGGGUACUCUGCGCGCUCCCGCGCUUGCCAAAAGUGGAAGUGAUUGAAAUGGGUACAUCUGCAGUAAGUGCGGGCGCAUUGGUUACUUUACAAGAACUGAAUCCGUCUUCCCCCAACUUCAAGGAAGGUGCCUCCUUUAGGGUUACUGGAAAGCUGCAAGACUAUGAUUUGGAGACAGCAGUGGCUGUGAUUGUUGAUGGAGAUGCUCGCUUAAAUGUUGAUACAAAGCAUUUGAAGCUCAAUCUUCGUUCUGGUUCUAUGUAUCAGUUCAUCGGAGAACUACAUAUUGAACCAAAUAAUGAGGCAUUUCUUAGGGCUCGAGUGGGUAGAAAUGUAGAUGGACUGGACAUUAACCUCUACCGUCAGUCACUGCAGCUCCUGAGGGAGUUUCAAGCUGAGCAAAUAAAUACUCGAAAUGGUUAAAAUGCAAUGGUUCCUGCCAAAGCUCUUUUGUUAAAUCAGAAUCAGAUUGUGCAUGAGGCUGAUCCCAGCAGAGUUGUGAACCAAAUACAGCAGAGUGGUUUAAUGUGGCUUUCUUUCAAUCACUUUAACAAACCAUGGUGGACAUCACUGUUAGGCCAGCCAUAUUUUAUGUUAUCCAGAAUGUUUGAGAAGGACCCUUCAACUAUCCUUGAAACUCAUAUAAUGCAUUACAAAAGUUGCACUA
Molecule: messenger RNA, 679 nt
Organism: Sesamum indicum (sesame)
Lineage: Eukaryota; Viridiplantae; Streptophyta; Magnoliopsida; Lamiales; Pedaliaceae
Gene: MDO1
Product: telomere-capping, CST complex subunit
Biological process (GO): negative regulation of telomere maintenance via telomerase
Cellular component (GO): CST complex
Molecular function (GO): single-stranded DNA binding; telomeric repeat DNA binding; telomerase inhibitor activity
Source: RefSeq, a predicted model, not a curated record